AUGCAGGUUGAAUGGGUUCCGAAAAACUUGGGGACUAUGGAUAUUGAGACUGUCCAGGCUUCGUCUAGUGAAGUACCAAUUGUUAGUGCUUCUAAUUCAGGGGUUGCUCAACCUGCGAAGACUGUCCAGGCUUUGUCUAAUGAAGUGCUGGUUGUUACUAAUUCUAGUCCAGGGGCUGCUCCACCUGUUGGUGCACAGACUCCACCUCAUUAG
Molecule: messenger RNA, 213 nt
Organism: Linum trigynum
Lineage: Eukaryota; Viridiplantae; Streptophyta; Magnoliopsida; Malpighiales; Linaceae
Source: the annotation of a GenBank genome assembly